This is a messenger RNA of Closterium sp. NIES-65, 555 nucleotides long. The record is from the annotation of a GenBank genome assembly. NCBI's taxonomy places the organism in Eukaryota, Viridiplantae, Streptophyta, Zygnematophyceae, Desmidiales, Closteriaceae.
AUGGGUAGGGCAACCGGUUACCGUUUGUGCGAUAGCAUGAUCGGGUUGCAAGUGUACGGGUCCUUGAUUCCGUGCCCUCGCUCUCCCCCCUCUCUUUCCGUCGCCCUCGCUCUCUUCCCUCCCUUUCCGUCGCCCUCGCUCUCUCCCAUCCCUUUCCGUCGCCCUCAUUCUCUCCCCUCCCUUUCCGUUGCCCUUGCUCUCUCUCAUCCCUUUCCGUCGCCCUCGUUCUCUCCCCUCCCUUUCCGCCCCUCGCUCUCCCCCCUCCCUUUCCGUCGCCCUCGUUCUCUUCCCUCCUUUUCCGUCGCCCUCGCUCUCUCCCCUCCCUUUCCGCCGCCCUCGCUCUCUCCCAUCCCUUUCCGUCACCCUCGUUCUCUCCCCUCCCUUUCUGUUGCCCUUGCUCUCCCCCCUCCCUUUCCGCCGCCCUCGUUCUCUCCCCUCCUUUCCCGUCGCCCUCGCUCUCUCCCCUCCCUUUCCGUCGCCCUCGUUCUCUCUUCUCCCUUUCCGUCGCCCUCGUUCUCUCCCCUCCCUUUCCGUUGUCCUUGCUAUCUCCCCUAG